Molecule: messenger RNA, 1608 nt
Organism: Lactuca sativa (garden lettuce)
Lineage: Eukaryota; Viridiplantae; Streptophyta; Magnoliopsida; Asterales; Asteraceae
Source: RefSeq, a predicted model, not a curated record
AUGAGAGCCUACAAAAUCAAGGGCGAAAGUGAGGAGGUGAAGGAAAGAGAAGACAAGUGCUUCACUGCCAAACCGAUGGGUGAGCAGACCAACGACUGCGAUCAGUUGAUCAAGAAGGAGGACAAAGUCGAUAUUGAUGGUUAUAACUGUGAAUCUAUUGUUUCUUCAAAUGAAAAUUUUGAUGCUUACAAGAUCGGUCUGGACAAAAUCGAGUUGAGUUCAGAAAACAAGAUAAAUGUGGAAAACACUUCUGAAUUUGACAAGGACAGUGAUAUUAGCGAAAUAUCUGUAGAGGAUGAAGUUGACUGUUUAGAAUUUGUCAAAAGCGAAACCGAACCUACCAAAGGUCUUAUAUCUAAAAAUUCGGUUGAGUUCGCUCGGAUGUCCCAAGAUAAAUCCAAAGUUCUGAAACAGAAGGUUGUGGUAUAUCAAAAGAUACAAGCUGUACUAAAUCAGGUAUACACCAUAACAGGAGUUACUCAGGAACAAACAGCCAAACUUACAGCCUUGGUAAACAAAGACAACGCUAGUGGCUGUGAUGACCAUUUUUGGUCUGCCCCAAUUGACAAUGCAGAUGAGACUGUCAGUUUAUCAAAGAGAACGUCAUGGAGAGUUAAAGGCAGAUAUGUGGUAGAACCACUCAAUAAGCCUACAAGCUUUGAUGCACCAAGCACAAGUGGUACUAAAGAGAUUCCAAGCAAACUUGCGAAGGUGGCAAGCAAAACCUCUUCAUUGAAGAGUGAAACUCAUGCUAAGAGACCGAUGCCGAGAGUAAACAUUCACAAGUCUCAAAAGCAACUUGCUGAACAAAAACUCCAACGAAAAAGGAGAUAUCAAAAGAAUCUCAAUGAAAGGAAGCAGUUUCUGAAAUCCAAAAACUCUAACUAUGUUCGCACAGAAAAGGCGUCCAAUCUCAAAGAGAAAGCAAGAUCAAAGGCUAACUCUAGUCUAUGCAUUCACUGCCAAUCUUGCAGUCAGACAAACAAAAGAAGUAGUUUCAGUCCCAAAUUCGACGAUGAAUGGUAUAUCGAUAGUGGUUGCUCACGUCACAUGACAGGGAGACGGGAAGAGCCAAGGGAGUUUCAGGCUCUAAAAGAUGGUGGAUGUGUCAAAUAUGGUAACAACUUGUAUCGCACAAUAAAAGGCUAUGGCAUGAUCACGAACGAAGAUUUUUCGAUUCAAAAGGUGGCAUAUGUGGAAGGAUUGCAACACAAUAUCAUAAGUGUCUCGCAAUUGGUUGUAGGGACUGGCUUGAAGGUCUCAUAUGAUGAUGAAGGAUCCGAGAUCAUUGAAAAGAAAACAAUGUCAGUUCUGUUGAAGUCCCAUCACAAAGACGAAAUGUAUCCAUUAAAUCUGAAUCCGAUACGAGGGAAGCCUGUUGUAAGUCUUUUAAUGAAAGCUCAUUCCGAUGAAAGUUGGCUGGGGCAUCGACGACUCUUGCACCUUAACUUCAAAGACAUUAACAAGCUAGUUCUUGGUGAUCAUGUGCAAGGUCUGCCACUUCUAAAGUUUGACAAGGAACAUUUGUGUGCUGCAUGCGAAAUGGGAAAGCAAAGCCGGAAGAGUCAUCCCACACGUAUUAACACGAAGAUCAUCGAACCUCGUUAG